UGGUUUCCAUGGAAACAGACCAUCCUUGCACUUUAUCGCCACCACGAGGUCACUUCUCAUUAUUGCUUUUUUCGCGGCACACAAAAUAAAAAUUGCGAAUAUUUGUAAAGUAUAUAUUAAAAAAAUUAAUUCAAGUUAUUCGACAUCAUAUAUUUGUGUACAGGUGCUUUAUUAUUCUGAUGUUUGACCAAUCCGCGUGAGAAUAAGAUAGAUUAAUCCCCUAACCUGAGACAUGCAAAAUUGGCGGGAAUAUUUCUAACUUUUGUACAAGACUGUAUUGCAUUACUAGUCAAUCAUUCUUUAUUAAAUUGUAGUUAUUAUGCAGCAAAUUUUGUCGUGAUUGGCUUGUACUGAUCCAAGCUGUAAUCAUGGCUUCAUUUUCUGUGAAAACUCACACUCCUACGGUUGUCAACAUUGGAAAAUUCCUUUUCUGUCAUCCUAACUCCUUGCAAGAUGGAAACGUCGUGGAAAUCAUUGGGGAAGAAGCCUGCGGAAAAUCUACGGUACUUCAGCAUUUAAUGAUCGAUUGCAUUCUUCCUAAAUCCUACGGUGGUUGCGAAGCUGCAGUAUUGUAUUUCGAUCUUGACGGCCAUUUGGACCUACUGAGAAUCAUGGCUAUUAUGGAACAAAAAACAGAAGCAGAUGAAAGUGUCAUAAAGCUAUGGUUAAAGCGGCUUUUCGUUGUUCGUUGCGAUUCUACCGAACAGGUAGUGAUCACCUUGCACUCAAUCGAACCAUUAAUAGCCAACAGUAAGGUGCAGUUCGGAAUGAUUAUACUCGACAGUCUUACCGCAUUUCACUGGAUAGAUUGCCAAGAUGGAGGCACCAGCCAUUAUUUUAAAGAAGUAAAAAUGAGAAAAGUUAUAGCCGCGUUGAAAAUGAUCAAAGAAAGAUAUAAGAUAUGCGUGUUGGCAUCGUCGCAACAAUUAAUAAACGUGACGGAUAAAAAUACUGACACACCGGGUAAAGUAUGUUUGCACAAACCAGUUCUACCUGCACAGUGGUCAGAAUUGGUAAACUAUAGGUUUGUGCUGAAAUGUAAUAGCUUGGCGGACGUCGCACCGAAAAAAAUCACGAUACAUAGCGUUUCACCAUCACACUACGAAAAGGGUUUCGUUGUGGACGAAAGAGGAUUAUCGGAAAUUUAAUCUACGUAUUACUGCAACUGUUCCCUGCUGUUGACGUGAUUAGGUCGUUCAUUAGCCAACUUGCAUUACAUUUACCAGUGUUAAAACAUAUAUGCGAAAAUGCAAUUGUCAGUAUGGUAUUAACAUAUUAUGUUACAAUAUGGCAUGUUCGCCUUUAACUUUAUACUUGUUUAGCGUGCCUCGUGUAAUUUAUAAGCGAAUGUCUUUGACUUUGAAUUUAACAGUGCUGGAGCAGGAAAUUAUUUUUAAUUUAGUGUGACCUGCUCUUUCCAAUGCAGGCGUUUUUUGUUCUUAGUAUAACGUAAUCCCGACGAUUGAAAAGGGAUUAGCGUCUCAUGCACAUUAACAUUAAACAUAUUGAUUUGGCAUGGUA
This is a messenger RNA of Ciona intestinalis (vase tunicate), 1521 nucleotides long. RefSeq names its product DNA repair protein XRCC2-like. Gene Ontology annotation, molecular function: four-way junction DNA binding. Gene Ontology annotation, cellular component: replication fork; Rad51B-Rad51C-Rad51D-XRCC2 complex; centrosome. Lineage: Eukaryota; Metazoa; Chordata; Ascidiacea; Phlebobranchia; Cionidae. Gene Ontology annotation, biological process: double-strand break repair via homologous recombination; DNA strand invasion. The record is from RefSeq and is a predicted model, not a curated record.